AAAAUUCCAUUAGAAGCGCCUUGAAAGAACAAACCAAUCCAGAUUUCUGAGGAGCGGAGAGGAGAGGAGUGGAGAGGGAGGCCCACGACGGAGUAGACGGGGAUCCGGCGGUUCCGCGAGGAAAGAUUCCCUUUCCGUUGCGGUUGUCGAGAACGGUUUCGUUUUAUGUCUUUUUCACUAAGCUUUCGACAACGAACUGCGAUUUCUACUGCCCUUCUCCCGUCUCCACUCCGUUAAAUCACGAAUUGAUGGGGGCAUUGUUAUAAUUGAAGGGUUUGGAAUAUAUUUCGUCUGCAGGCUAAGCCUCAUUAUUCCUGUGGAUGUAUCUUGUCGUCAUUCAAGAAGAAGAUCGGCUUGUGAAUUUGCCCAAAUCCUUUCUGGGUAUUCUCAGGCCGCCUUGUCUGUCUGUUAAGAGAAAGAUCUUCUCACAUUGUGUUCAGAGAGAUAGAUGGGAUAAAGAAUUCUUCAAGCUGCAGAGCGGAUAAUAUUGAUUUCGUGUGAGAUUGGUUUCAAAGUUGUUUUGGUUUGAGCAGUUGGUAAGGUUUUUCGAUUAUCCAAGAUGAAUUCGUCUCAAGGGUCUACUUUGUCAGCAAAUGUUGCUGGAUUUGUAGAUGGUUCGUCUGCGAAAAGAGAAGUCUCGUUCAUUGACAGUCUACCUGUUUAUGUUAAAGAGCUUAUAGCUGGUGGUGCUGCUGGUGGCUUUGCUAAGACUGCUGUUGCACCAUUGGAACGAAUUAAGAUACUCUUGCAGACGAGAACCGAAGGAUUCCAAUCUCUUGGAGUCUUUCAAUCUUUGAGGAAGGUGCUGAAGCAUGAAGGUGUGCGUGGAUUUUAUAAGGGAAAUGGCGCUAGCGUUGUUCGGAUUAUUCCUUAUGCAGCUCUUCAUUUCAUGGCGUAUGAGCAAUAUCGGUGUUGGAUAUUGAAUAACUAUCCCAGCUUAGGAACUGGGGCUCAUAUCGAUCUUCUAGCUGGUUCGGUAGCUGGGGGAACAGCUGUUUUGUGCACGUAUCCCUUAGACUUGGCACGGACAAAACUUGCCUACCAGAUUAGUGACACAAGAAUGGUGAAGAGCGGUGGUUUUAGAAGUUAUCAUGCUCAACCUAUGUACAAUGGCAUCAGGGAUGUUCUAAUGCGUGUUUAUAGCGGUGGUGGAGUACGUGCACUAUAUCGUGGUGUUGGUCCAACACUGACUGGAAUCCUUCCAUAUGCUGGCUUAAAGUUUUACGUUUAUGAAGAACUUAAAAGUCACGUUCCUGAGGAGCAUCAGAAAUCUAUUGUAAUGCGGCUUUCCUGUGGAGCUCUGGCUGGUUUGUUGGGGCAGACGGUCACUUAUCCAUUGGAUGUUGUUAGAAGACAAAUGCAGGUUGGAGAUAUGCCAUCUUCGCUAAAUGGUGAAGUCAGAUAUGGGAACUCAAGAGAAAGGCUUAGGAUAAUCGUUCGUAACCAAGGAUGGAGGCAGUUGUUUGCAGGACUCAGCAUUAAUUAUAUUAAGAUUGUUCCUUCUGUGGCCAUUGGGUUUGCUGCAUAUGAUAGCUUGAAGCUAUGGCUCCGAAUCCCACCCCGCCAGAAGACACAGUCGAUAUCGUCUGCUGCAUAAACCUACGACGCUCUCUCUAAAAUGCCUUGUACUAACUGGGUCUCGUUGAUUAUGAACUGCUACUCAACCUUACAUCUUUAUGAAGUAUCUGUUUGUGAUCUAACACUGUUUUGAAUCUAUAACAACACAUGCUUCCUAAUUCUCUC
This is a messenger RNA of Cucurbita moschata (crookneck pumpkin), 1743 nucleotides long. Its product is annotated as mitochondrial carrier protein CoAc1-like. Gene Ontology annotation, biological process: transmembrane transport. Bases 560 to 1597 code for a protein of 345 amino acids. NCBI's taxonomy places the organism in Eukaryota, Viridiplantae, Streptophyta, Magnoliopsida, Cucurbitales, Cucurbitaceae. The transcript is spliced from 8 exons. The record is from RefSeq and is a predicted model, not a curated record.